Molecule: messenger RNA, 1905 nt
Organism: Lactuca saligna
Lineage: Eukaryota; Viridiplantae; Streptophyta; Magnoliopsida; Asterales; Asteraceae
Source: the annotation of a GenBank genome assembly
AUGGAGAACAACAUACACAAGAAAAUUAGAAGUCCACCCAUUGAAGAGCUGACAAAGAGGAUUCAAGAUCUAGAAGACGCCCAUGCUCACCUCAAACAGAAGAUGUUCAAGUUCAUGAUCUCCGGUGACCGGAAAACUUCAAAUUCAAUAUCUUCACGAAAAUGGACUCAGCAUUCACCUCUCGUCUUAACAGAAACUGAUUAUUUCAAUAUCCUACAGUCAAUCGAUCAGCCAAUUCAUAUAACCAAUCUGAAGCGUUGCAUAAUCUACAGGAACCAAGCUUGGGAAAACUUGUAUGGCUAUAGUGCUGAGGAAAUUCGUGGAAAAGGUUUUCUGGAUCUUGUAGUAGAACCAAAGGAUCUCCAUAUAGCUAAUGAUAUCCUACAACAAAUGUUAAAGGGUGAAUGUUGGACAGGGGAGUUUCCUAUUAGAAAUAAGAGAGGAGAAAGGUUUGUUAUCAUCGGUUCCACUAAACCUUUACGUGAUGAAAAUGGCACGAUUAUAGGGAUUAUAAGUGUAUCAGCUGCCCCACGUCCAUAUCAACAAAUAAAGCUAAAUGCUCCUAUCGUAAAUGAAACCAAUACCUUGUUUUCAAAAUCUAUAUGGAAAGGAAAUGAACAAAGAGGUUGUUUUGAUCCCUCAACUAGUCGUUGUUGCUGGCAUUGGAUACACAGUGAUCAAGAUAAGUAUGGUCUGAGAAUGAGGGCGAAUGUAGAAAAUCAACAAUGGAAGGUAAACACUAAUUGUGUUAGUCGUGAUAACAAGGCUUUAAGUACUUGGUCUUUGUUUAAUCACAGUUUUGAUUGUGAAAUCAAGUGGGAGGAUUUGAGGAUUAGAGAAGUGAUUGGUCGAGGUUCAUGUGGGAUUCGAUAUCAUGCAGUGUGGCAAGGAUCUGAUGUUGCUCUAAAGUUAUUUUCCAAGGAGGCACACUCACAUGAUUUUGUAGUAUCAUUUAUGCAUGAGGCAUCUCUUAUGAAAAGGCUUCGGCAUCCAAAUAUUUUGCUCUUCAUGGGUACAGUAGCAUCACCUCAGCACAUAUGCAUUGUAACCGAGUUUCUUCGCCGUGGAAAUUUGUUCAAGUUACUUCACCGAAAAAGAGCUAGAUUGGAUUGGAGACGCCGAAUCCGUAUGGCCAUUGAUAUUGCACGAGGAAUUAAUUAUCUUCAUCAUUGCCUCCCUCCCAUCAUCCACCGUGAUCUGAAUUCUUCAAAACUUCUUGUGGAUAAGGAUUGGACAGUUAAGGUUGGCGACUUUGGUCUAUGUUGUACAAAGCAUGAAACUUAUAAGACCAUAAAGGAAAGGAUUGGAAUGCCUCAGCCUCAGUGGAUGGCACCCGAAGUUCUUCGAAAUGAGGAAGCAGAUGAAAGGUCAGAUAUAUAUACCUAUGGUGUUGUACUAUGUGAAAUUACCACAGAGAAGAUCCCUUGGGAUGAUCUCAACUCAAUACAGGUGAUGGAAGCUGUAGGAGUCAUGAAUCGAGGGUUAGAUAUUCCAAAAGAUGUGGAUCCACAAUGGGCUUCUCUUAUUCAAAGAUGUUUGUGGAGUGAACCACAGUUGAGGCCAACAUUCAAAGAGAUUCUAGAAGAGCUACACCAGUUGGACAUUCGGUUCAAGUUCAUGCCACCACUAAAUGAGGACUCAAAGAGCAGUAAGGAAUUGAAAAUUAUGUCGAAAGCAUUUGACAUGAAGAACUUUCAUAUGCUCACCUUUCUUAUUCUUCUUGUGACUUGUAUUGUCAAAGGUAGCACAAUCGGGAUCAAAGAGGCUAAAUAUGGAUCUGGUUGUUAUUCUGGUGAUUAUAACGAUAAGUUUCAAAUUUGUUGCAAACAGAAUUUUGUAGUUAAGAGUUGUUAUACUAAAAUGGAAGAUUGUAAAAAAAAUUGUCCAUACACUAACACUGCAUAA